UUAAUUGGAGGCAACUGUCGCUGAGUUAAUAUUUUCUCCGGGCACGGACAGACGGACAGCACCACAAAGCCUCACUCUCGUCGCGUCGCUGCCGCACUUCCAAUUUGUCACCGUCGAGUAUGCUCCGCUUUUCAAUUCGCCGGAGCGCUCGAUUUCUCUCCACGGCGGCGGAGCCGAUCUACCGAAAUCCUCCGCCAAUAGUUAGGAAUCUCAUCGGAGGAGAGUUUGUUGAAUCGCGAUCGGUGGAAUCCAUAGACGUUGUGAAUCCGGCAACGCAAGAGGUUGUUUCUAAGAUUCCUCUGACUACGGAUGAAGAGUUCAGGGCUGCGGUUCGUGCUGCAAAGAAUGCUUAUCCAAAAUGGAGGAAUACUCCUAUCACGGCGCGGCAGCGGGUCAUGUUCAAGCUCCAAGAGCUCAUCCGGAGGGAUAUGGAUAAGCUUGCCUUGAAUAUUACCACGGAGCAGGGAAAGACUUUGCGUGAUGCUCAGGGCGAUGUCUUUCGUGGUCUAGAGGUGGUGGAGCAUGCCUGUGGAAUGGCUACUCUUCAAAUGGGUGAAUAUGUUUCAAAUGUUUCCAAUGGCAUUGAUACAUACAGUAUUAGGGAACCUCUUGGUGUUUGUGCAGGGAUUUGCCCAUUCAAUUUUCCUGCAAUGAUUCCUUUGUGGAUGUUCCCUAUGGCUGUUACAUGUGGUAAUACCUUCAUUCUAAAGCCAUCAGAGAAAGAUCCAGGUGCUGCAAUGAUAUUGGCAGAGUUAGCACUGGAGGCUGGCUUACCUGAUGGAGUAUUGAAUAUUGUUCAUGGUACACAUGACAUUGUUAACAACAUAUGCGAUGAUGAUGAUAUCAGGGCUAUAUCUUUUGUUGGUUCAAACACAGCUGGGAUGCACAUCUAUGCCAGAGCAGCUGCUAAGGGGAAACGUGUUCAGUCAAAUAUGGGUGCGAAGAACCAUGCCGUUGUCUUGCCUGAUGCUAGCAUCGAUGCAACAUUAAAUUCUUUAAUUGCUGCUGGUUUUGGAGCUGCCGGACAAAGGUGCAUGGCGCUCAGUACCAUUGUAUUUGUUGGGGGAUCAAGACCAUGGGAGGAUGAACUGAUUAAACGUGCCAAAGCAUUGAAAGUAAAUGCUGGGCUGGAGGCUGGUACAGACCUUGGUCCUGUCAUCAGCAGACAGGCAAAGGAUCGAAUUUGCAGAUUGAUCCAAGGUGGAAUUGAAAGUGGUGCCAGGGCAGUGCUUGAUGGGAGAAACAUUGUGGUUCCUGGUUAUGAAGCAGGCAACUUUGUGGGACCUACAAUCUUAGCUGAUGUCACAUCUGACAUGGAAUGUUACAAGGAGGAAAUAUUCGGUCCAGUUCUCCUCUGCAUGCAGGCCGAAAGUCUUGAAGAGGCUAUCAGCGUUGUCAACAACAACAAGUAUUUUUUUUCUUCUUCCAGGACAGUUUUCAAGUAUUUAUAUUUUUGUCACUUAACAAGUCCAAAUUACCUUUUUCUUUUGGCUAGGUAUGGUAAUGGAGCAUCCAUCUUUACCUCUUCUGGUAUAGCUGCAAGGAAGUUUCAGAAUAAUAUUGAAGCUGGUCAGGUUGGCAUUAACGUGCCUAUUCCAGUUCCUCUCCCAUUCUUCUCAUUCACCGGCUCUAAGGCAUCUUUUGCGGGUGAUCUUAACUUCUAUGGCAAGGCCGGCGUACAAUUCUACACUCAGAUAAAAACUGUGACACAGCAGUGGAAAGAUUUGCCUGUCCAGGGAGUUUCACUGGCAAUGCCGACAUCGCUGAGAACAUAGAGGCCAGUAUUGACACUUUUUUAUCCUCUUGUUUGAUUGUUAAUUACAAUUUUCAAGUAUUUUUAUGAUCCUGCUUUCUAAAAUAUGUUUGGAAUGUUGAACUUAUGCAAUUCAUAAUUUUCAUUUUCUGGAAUAUAUUCCAUGUUCCUGCAUUA
This is a messenger RNA of Phalaenopsis equestris, 1930 nucleotides long. Its product is annotated as methylmalonate-semialdehyde dehydrogenase [acylating], mitochondrial. The transcript has 18 exons. Gene Ontology annotation, biological process: L-valine catabolic process; thymine catabolic process. Gene Ontology annotation, molecular function: malonate-semialdehyde dehydrogenase (acetylating, [NAD(P)+]) activity; methylmalonate-semialdehyde dehydrogenase (acylating, NAD+) activity. The record is from RefSeq and is a predicted model, not a curated record. Gene Ontology annotation, cellular component: mitochondrion. Bases 120 to 1775 code for a protein of 551 amino acids. NCBI's taxonomy places the organism in Eukaryota, Viridiplantae, Streptophyta, Magnoliopsida, Asparagales, Orchidaceae.